UCAUUCUUCACUGCUUGGACUGGUGAUGGAUCUAUGCAUAGGCCAUAGAUGACUUAUCAGAUGCGUAUAUGAUUAUGCCGAAUGAGCUCUUACUCCAUCCGCAUGCUUCAAAAGGUGUUUGACAGCAACCAAGUAGAUCGAAGUCUAUUGGUUCCUGUAGUCCAUCAUCGGAUCUUACUGUGUCUCAGGUAUUUAUAAACCAGAAGCAAGAUGUCCGCAAGAAAAGCUUCAUACACAAACCCAAGACCCUGCAAGCACCUUUCAGCAUACAAGCUCAAACAUGGGUUGAGUGGGUAUAAAUCACUCCAAAAGUGCCUCAAGACCACCCCAGAUGGACGGACGAGUGUCGAGAAUCCGACCUCAAAGAUAUCCAGAUGCAGUUGCUGUAAUGGGUUUCAAGGUAGACUGUAUUUUUGUCUGAUUUGCUCUUCAAUCUCAUGCUCAAGUCACACCCUUUUGCACGCCCAGUCUGAGAUUGGCCAUGAUUUGGCGGUGGACAUCGAAAGGGCGGAGCUUUAUUGCUGUGCCUGCUCCGAUCAGGUCUAUGAUCCUGAUUUUGAUAAGACCGUCAUGUCUAAACACCUGAGCUGUAGCACAAGCAGCGCAGAUAGUAUUGGGGAGAGACUGUGUGAGAGGAAGAGGCUGGGCUCUGGGGUACAGUUGGCGGAUUUGAACAAAUCAGGACAGCUGGCUUUCAUGAGAGACAAUAGGGCUAAAUCAUGUUAUCCAUUGGGUUUGAGGGGAUUGAAUAAUUUGGGCAAUACUUGUUUCAUGAAUUCUGUGUUGCAAGCACUGUUGCAUGCUCCUCCAAUGAGAAAUUACUUCUUGAGUGAUCGCCAUAACCGCAGAACAUGCCGGAAAAGAUCCGCCAACCGCCUCUGCUUGCCUUGUGAGCUUGAUGGUAUUUUCUCCGCUGUUUACUCUGGUGGCGCUGAUCGCACUCCUUACAGUCCAGCUCAAUUUCUAUACAGUUGGUGGCAGCAUUCAGAAAAUCUGGCAAGUUAUGAGCAGCAGGAUGCUCAUGAGUUCUUCAUUUCAGUGUUAGAUGGGAUCCAUGAGAGAGAAAGCAAAACAAGGAACCAAACUAGAGAUAGUGGUGAUUGCCAGUGUAUUACUCAUAGGGUGUUCUCUGGACAGUUGAGAUCGGAUGUCACGUGUAUGACUUGUGGAUUCACUUCAACAACUUACGACCCUUGUUUGGACAUAUCGCUCGACCUAGGCUCUAAUAAGCCUGUCAAACGAAAUGACAGCAGCAGUUCAUCUACUCUUGUAGGUUGUUUAGACUUGUUCACAAAACCAGAGAAGUUAGGAGCCGACCAGAAAUUGUACUGUCAAAACUGUCGAGAACUGCGAGACUCAUCGAAGCAAUUGUCUAUUAGAAAGCUCCCUUUGGUGUUGUGCUUGCAUGUAAAACGAUUCGAGCACUCCCUGGUGAGAAAGAUGAUGAGGAAAAUCAAUAGCUAUAUGCAUUUUCCUUUCUCCUUAGACAUGACCCCAUAUCUGUCCUCUUCAAUUGUCAGAAACAGAUUUGGGAAUAGAAUCUUUGCCUUUGAAGGUGAUGAUUUUGAUAUUUCUACAGAAUUUGAGAUUUUUGCAGUUAUUACCCAUUCGGGGACACUAGACUCUGGCCAUUAUCUGACCUAUUUACGCAUAAAAGAUCAGUGGUAUAGAUGUGACAAUGCUUGGAUUAAUGAGGUUGAUGAGAGGGUUGUAAGAGCUUCACAGUGCUAUAUGAUGUUUUAUGUGCACAAGACGCUUUACUAUAAAACAAAAGAGGAUUCGAGUUGCUCUCCAGUUUCCACACAGAAAGAGGCUUUUCAUAGGAUUGCCGGUUGCUGCUAAAGAUAAUAUUUUGAAUGAUGGGAAUUUGCAGUUGGCGGAAGUAGGUACGGUCUUCUGGUUUAUAUAUGUUCAUGGAAUGAGAUAGCGAAAAUGAAGACUGCCACUGCUGAAGAAAUAUUGUCAGGAAUGACUUGAGGAAGUCAUUAACCAUAUUGAACAUCUGAAAAGUAUCUCUGAAGAUGAGGAUUGAAGCAGUGGAUACUAAUUCCAGAACAUCUGUUAAUGGCUUGUUGAUGGGUAUCUUGUGAAUGGUUUUUGAGAGGUGUAAAGGAACUGGUGGAACUCCUUUCUCUUCUAUAUGUCAGGUGUUUUGUUCUCUUUAGAAGCUUAUUGCUUAGCAUUCUUUGAAUUGCAGGUCAGUCAUGUACAGAAUAUAUCUGUGGAACUAAUGUUCCCAAUGUCUUAUCUUUUUUUUUUCUCGACAAGCCAGUAUCUUAUCAGUUGUUCCUCGAGUAUUGG
Molecule: messenger RNA, 2301 nt
Organism: Argentina anserina (silverweed cinquefoil)
Lineage: Eukaryota; Viridiplantae; Streptophyta; Magnoliopsida; Rosales; Rosaceae
Product: ubiquitin C-terminal hydrolase 22
Exons: 4
Coding region: 211-1842 (543 amino acids)
Biological process (GO): protein deubiquitination
Molecular function (GO): cysteine-type deubiquitinase activity; zinc ion binding
Source: RefSeq, a predicted model, not a curated record